Messenger RNA from Vicia villosa (hairy vetch), 1240 nucleotides. RefSeq lists its product as uncharacterized. Lineage: Eukaryota; Viridiplantae; Streptophyta; Magnoliopsida; Fabales; Fabaceae. Gene Ontology annotation, molecular function: protein kinase activity; protein serine/threonine kinase activator activity; ATP binding. The record is from RefSeq and is a predicted model, not a curated record. Bases 170 to 1195 code for a protein of 341 amino acids. The transcript has 5 exons. Gene Ontology annotation, biological process: protein phosphorylation.
AAUAUGCGGCAUUCACCCAUUACAUUCAAAUACGUUAUGUAAUACUUUUUUUUCCCUUUCUCAUUCAUUCAUUCAUGUAUUACUCCAUCGUCCCUCUUUUGGUUUUGUUUUCUUCUUCAUCAUCCUCAUUGCAUCACCACCAUUGUGAGUACUUUCAUCACCGAUCAACAUGAAGGAUAAAGAUAAAAACAAAGACAAGGCAAACGAAACCGAGAAGAGAAAGUAUCCUACCGGCGCCAAACAUUACCUUCUCCACGAAGAGAUUGGACAAGGCGUUAGUGCUUCCGUUCGUCGUGCUAUUUGUGUUCCUUUCGACGAGGUCGUUGCCAUCAAGAUUCUCGACUUCGAACGUGACAGAUGUGAUCUGAAUAAUGUGUCUCGUGAAGCGCAAACGAUGGUACUAGUGGACCAUCCUAAUGUAUUGAAAUCAUAUUGUUCAUUCGUGAGCGAUCAUAAUCUCUGGGUUGUGAUGCCAUAUAUGGCGGGAGGUUCGUGUUUUCAUAUAUUGAAAGUUGCACAUCCUGAGGGAUUUGAAGAGGUUGUUAUUGCAACCAUACUUAAAGAGGUAUUGAAGGGUUUAAAGUAUCUUCAUCAUCAUGGUCAUAUUCAUCGAGAUGUUAAGGCUGGUAAUAUUUUGAUCGAUUCUCACGGUGCGGUUAAGCUCGGCGAUUUUGGUGUUUCGGCAUGUGUUUUUGAUUCCGGUGAUCGGCAACGGUCGAGGAAUUCUUUUGUUGGAACUCCUUGUUGGAUGGCACCUGAGGUUAUGGAGCAAUUGCAUGGCUAUAAUUUCAAAGCUGACAUUUGGUCAUUUGGCAUAACUGCAUUGGAGCUUGCCCACGGUCAUCCUCCCUUUUCAAAAUAUCCACCUUUGAAGGUACUACUUAUGACUUUGCAAAAUGCACCCCCUGGCCUUGACUACGAAAGUGAUAAGAAGUUCUCUAAGUCGUUUAAGAAGAUGAUUUCUUGUUGUUUGGUUAAAGAUCCUUCAAAACGAUCAUCUGCUAAAAAGUUGUUAAAGCAUUCCUUCUUUAAGCAAGCACGUUCCAGUGAUUAUAUUUCACACACACUUUUGGAGGGGUUGCCUGCUCUGGGUUCUCGCAUGAAGAUUCUAAAAGAUGCUUUAUCCUUCCAAUCCAUUUCUUCUAAUUUGAGAGCUAGAUCAAGAUCAUAUCGAGCUUUCCUUUCUUCCUCCUAAAGUUACCCAACAUAAUGGUCUUAAUGUAUUAUAUAUUUAUUUGUU